ACGCCAUAUCUGGCCCCUCCAAAUUUUCGGCCUCAUUACGCCACUGUACGCAGAUAAAGGCAUCUGAAAUAAUUGUUAAACAAAAUCAAUAUUGCCAUUUAAUUUUUUUAUUGAAAAAUAAUAGACCAGUGACAGGAGAUCAUUAUCAUCAGCAAUUAGGCUUAAACAGAUUGCGAUCUAAUCAUAUUUCAUUUUUUAUUUCUAAAUUCUGAAUUCAGUGAAAGUAUCAACGCGAGGGGACAAAUUUGAAGAUUUCUCGGGUCACUACCUUUUUUAAGGAGUCCUGACAAAAAAUAAAAUACAUUCGAUUUAGCUUUCGAUAUUGCCCUCAUCAUCAACAAACUACUCCUACCUUUGUCAUCCAGUUCGCGAAGAUGCCUUCCACUAAUGAGAAAGACACGAAGAUGGCGGGAGCUUCACCAGUGAGCUACAAAGGAAAAGAAGAUCACAAUAUUCCCCUCGUCGUGCUGACUGUGCUCAUGGUCAUCAUCUACUGCGUAUCUCUUGUUAUUCCAAACUCCGAACAAUGGGGUUGGUUGCCGACGUCGCAACAGAACGUCUCCGAUGCACAUCCGACCGAGGUCACCCCAGCUGUAUGGGCGUUCCUUAUCUGGAUCGUCAUAUUCAUAUGGCAGAUGCUGUGGCUCAUCUACGCUCUCGUCAACCUCUGCCGACGAAACGAACACGGUCCCGUCUACCUCAACCCACCGAUCAUCAACAUCCACUUCGUUGUCGCGUACCUGGCAAGCCUGGUCGCCAUCAUCGCCUGGUAUUUCGUUUGGGCUUAUCUCAUCUUCUGGGGAUCGUUAAUAGUGAUCGCGAUUAUUCCGAUAUCUGUCUGGACUUGCAUUGGUAUCCUUACUCGUGGACUCGUCCGCUACAAAGAUGACUUUUCAAGUCAAGUUGAUCUUUGGAUAUACCGUAUUCUAGUCCUCAACGGCCUUGCUAUCUUUGGGACCUGGACCUCACUUGCCACGCACAUUAACAUCGCUAUGGUCUUCAUCUACGACUUCGGCACGAGUAUCAACGUCGGCUCCACCAUCGCACUCGUCCUUCUCCUCAUCAUCGUCAGCGUGUACGCAUUCCUCGAUCUCUUCUUAUGGGAUCGCUAUCUUCGAUUCAACGUCCUUUCCUUCCCCGUGGUCAUUUGGGCAGUAUCAGGCGUCAUCGACAAACGACAGGACGAAGUCGAUUUCAGCGUCGAUGCAAACUUUAUUCUUGCCGCCAUUUUGUUGUCUGUAGGUGUUGUUGCGUUUAUUCUAAAGAUUGUUUUACUUAUCGUUCGCUCUGUACAAGAGAGCAAACGGCACGUCGUCUAAAAAAAUACCCUGAAGACGCAAUAAGUUUUGGAUUAAUUAAGACGUGGUUAAUGCUAAGAACUGCUUAAAGCAAUGGUUGCCAUUACUCGCGGGCCGGCAUAGGUUUCAUUCUCUCAAGGAACUCAAAUACUGACGUAAUAUCCACAUGUAACUUUUCAUUCAACAUUAAUGUAUUCUUUUGACAUGAUUGCGUGACAUUGACUUUAAUAUCAUUCUGUACCAUCCAUGUCAAGAUGAUAUGUAGAUUUUAUCAAAUAUAAGUAGCAUAUUGUAUAGUAGUGUAAUGAAGACUACUACAACAUCAAGUAUUUAUUUCAUGCUUAUUGUAUUCAUAAUUUCAACAUGAGUCAACGACCAAAGACCGUCUUUAUUUUAUGAAAUGAAUGUCAAUAUUCUUUGUUUUACAUUUCUCUUCCUGUUCCAAACAUGCCAAAUGAAAAAAAAAGAAUGACGAAAACGACAGAUUGAUUGUUAUCCAUUUACAUGAUUUAGCUGAUAUAGCUAACUACUCCUACGCUGUAAAAUCGCUGUUUAAAAUUCUAAGCAAGUUGUUUAAGCCCGUCACUCUAACAUAUGUUUUUUAACUUUUUAAACAACUGUUUGAACCUUUUUGUUUAAAAAGUUUAAAAGUGUAAGCAACUUGUUAGGGUGACAGGCUUAAACAACGUGCCAUUUGUUUUAUUGUGUAACUCGAUAGAAGUCCUCAUUUUGUAUAUGGUUAUGUAGUUAUCUGUGCAUUUUCUCCCCCAGAAAGCAACAUGACAAGUUAAAAGGAUGCUCCGGGCUGAAUAUAUUCAUAUCUAAACAAAUAGAGCAAAUGAUAAAAAUGUCAUCAAACCCGGAUGACAAAUACCGAAGUUAUGGCAUUUUUAAAGAUUUGCAAUAUUAUUAUUUGCAAAUUGACUUCGCUAUUUUUCAUCAGAUUUUGAUGAAAUUUUCAGCAUUUGGCUUUGUGAAUUUUAUUCUGUUAAUUCAGAUAUAAAUAUUUUUAGCCUGGAGCAUCCCUGGUUAUUAUUCACGUUUGUUACUGCGCAUUCAUACUUAAUCAUUUUAUAUUUCGGUUAGGCUUUAUAGCGUCUAGUUUAGCCAUUGAUAAUGUUGAUGAUCACAGAGAUGUUCUCGAGCAAUUAUCAUUAUUGUAUGGCGGACUCUCGUUUGGAUUCACUGAAAAUUGAAGGAGCUCAAUCCGCCAAUUUUAUAUUGAUAUGAGUAUGGACGAUACGUAUUCCUCUUUCCUUGCUCCUCUAUUAUAUUAUUAAUGAGUUUUUCUCCGGCCAUUGCAUACAGUUUAAAAAAAAGUGCACACCUAGUUACCAAAAGCAUUUCCAUUUAUUUGAAUGCAAGAUAAAAGAACAUUGCCGAUUAUUGUCGGACAUUGUCGAUGGGUACCGGUAGGAAGUAAUUCCUUAAAAAACUGUGUGCGCUAUGAACGCCUAGCUUGGCCGGGUAAUAUAGAAGCACCUUGAGCACCUAACAAGGUGGAUAUGUGCGCAAUAUAAAUACCCUAUAUUAUUAUUGAAUACCUCGCUCACGGACAUAAGUGCCGCGGAUGGAUAUCGAACCCGGACAUUCCAUGUAUAGUCAGACGCCAUAUACCACUCGACUACCUCCCCUCAUCCAUCCAGUGGUCUUCAUGUACAGACGUAUACAAUCCGAUAUUGGAACAAAUGGGUCGCAAAGCAAUCGUAGUGUGUACCGUGGACAUUAGCAUAGUAUUUCCAAGGAGCUAAAGGCCUGGUCACACCACCCGAGCGUUGUUGGAGCGGUCCUGGAG
Lytechinus variegatus (green sea urchin) is the source of this 3093-nucleotide messenger RNA. RefSeq lists its product as uncharacterized. The record is from RefSeq and is a predicted model, not a curated record. The transcript has 3 exons. The coding region runs from base 375 to 1319 and encodes 314 amino acids. NCBI's taxonomy places the organism in Eukaryota, Metazoa, Echinodermata, Echinoidea, Temnopleuroida, Toxopneustidae.